Penicillium atrosanguineum is the source of this 732-nucleotide messenger RNA. RefSeq names its product androgen-induced gene 1 family protein. Bases 1 to 732 code for a protein of 243 amino acids. The transcript has 7 exons. NCBI's taxonomy places the organism in Eukaryota, Fungi, Ascomycota, Eurotiomycetes, Eurotiales, Aspergillaceae. Gene Ontology annotation, cellular component: membrane; endomembrane system. The record is from RefSeq and is a predicted model, not a curated record.
AUGGCCCAAAAACUGACUUUACAGCAUCCACUGCAGCGUUUGCCGAGUCCAUCACGGGGCUUCUCUGCUCUCGUUCAUGCAACUGGUCUUGCCAGCUUUCUAUGGUCUUUCAAAUGGAUGCACGACAAUCCUAACCAGGCUAAUGAGGCCUAUGGCUGGCACUUUCAGUAUUUGACCGUCAUAGGGCUGGGUCUCUCCACUUUGACCUUUGCUUGUGGCCUGCUAGCUGACCUCACUCUGUCUCGACGGCUAUUUUUGGCCAAGAACAUAUUGUCUGUGUGCAGUUGCCCCAUGGAAGUUUUGAUCAGUGUUCUGUACUGGGGCCUUCACCUGAUUGACAAAAACCUGGUCGUCCCUCCGGAGAUCUUCAUCCCGAUUCAUGCUGACAUCAGCUUCCAUGCAAUUCCUUCGAUUGUCAUGCUGGUGGACUUGCUUCUGCUAUCCCCGCCUUGGACUAUCACCGCCCUUCCUUCUCUGGGGUUGUCCGGCGCCAUCGCCUUUGGCUAUUGGUUCUGGGUGGAGAAGUGCUUCAGCUACAAUGGCUGGUACCCGUAUCCUAUCUUUGAAUUGCUGCCCACUCCUGGUCGCAUCGGCUUGUUCUCGAUGAGUGCCAUCGUCAUGGCACUUAGCACUGCCACUUUGAAAUGUGUGUAUGGACGGAUUAAUGGCUUUGGGACCCUUGUUCCUGCCCAGUCUCGAUCCGGUGAUAUCAAAAAGGAGGACGGACUUUAA